UUACAUAUUUACAAUGCGUUUAAUAAACGCAAUAUCUUCCUGUAUCGUUCCAAUUUUAUCUAGUGUUCAUUAAAAAAUCAAAACAAAUUACCUAAUUAAAUUCUCGUUUCUGACAAUAAGGUACGGCGAAUAGACUGUAACGAUCAUCAAUACAACAUCUAAACUCAAAAGCAAGCAUGGCAUCCACACAAGAGCUACCACCUUCGACAUCAAUCUUGGAAAAUGAAGACAAAGCAGUAGUGAAGCAGAUGAUAAAAGAGGCAGAGAAACUCCUACUAUCGGAGAAUCCUAACGUCGAAAAUUUGCAACUACAAACGGCUGGUUGUAUACUAAACAUAACCAAAGGAAGUCGAUUGCAUAUUCAUAGUAAACAUGAUUGGUGUGGGCAAAUGAGUGGCCGAGCCGCGCUUCCGGCGGACAUCCCUAUAGGAGGGACGGCCAAGUUUGUGCACUAUGGAGCUCCAUCAAAAGGCUCCAAGGCUGCCGUGGUGUAUGCUAGUGUGAAUAGCGCAUGGCUCUUAGCUUGGUCUAUACCACUUGGUGAUGAGCCUAACAAGGUAUACGUUGAAGAUGGGCCAAAAGAGAACUAUAAAGUCAUAGAUUGGUGCGAAAUAGAAAGAAAAUUGGAAGCAUCCGGCAACACAAGUUUGUACGAGGACUCGUCCACAAAAUGCAAGUCAAUUGCUGAGCUUAGUGAUGGCAAAAAAGCUAAACUUGGUGCCAUGUUCCUCAGUGGAUGAGAUGGCUAGAGUUUGAAAAUACAUGUUGGAGUAAUUAAAUAAAUAAAUACAACAUGUAAUGGCUCCUCCAACUAGCAGCUACAGCCUACAAAAUCUAGAGUCCAUGUUGAAAUCUUGUAUUAAGUAAAUUAAUGGCUCCAUCGGAAAACACAACAUUUGUAUUUCGGCUUUGUUUGGAGAUGCAUUUUAGCUACUUUGAAGUGCUAA
Molecule: messenger RNA, 947 nt
Organism: Beta vulgaris subsp. vulgaris (sugar beet)
Lineage: Eukaryota; Viridiplantae; Streptophyta; Magnoliopsida; Caryophyllales; Amaranthaceae
Exons: 3
Coding region: 177-740 (187 amino acids)
Source: RefSeq, a predicted model, not a curated record